This is a messenger RNA of Phragmites australis (common reed), 2264 nucleotides long. Its product is annotated as homeobox protein ATH1-like. Gene Ontology annotation, biological process: regulation of transcription by RNA polymerase II. Lineage: Eukaryota; Viridiplantae; Streptophyta; Magnoliopsida; Poales; Poaceae. Gene Ontology annotation, molecular function: RNA polymerase II cis-regulatory region sequence-specific DNA binding; DNA-binding transcription factor activity, RNA polymerase II-specific. Bases 644 to 2032 code for a protein of 462 amino acids. The record is from RefSeq and is a predicted model, not a curated record. The transcript is spliced from 5 exons.
UUUUGCUUUGCCACUGUGUGAACCAUGUAUGGGGCAUCGGCCGCAUUCAGUUUGGGGCACCAUUUGCUUGGCAUGCAUUAAUUGCAUGCUCUACUAAGUAGGACCCUUCUUCUCUUGGUGGCUUGUGAGAGGCCAGCAAAUCUCUCCAUGAUCAGGGUCAGGAUCAGAGGGGGGCCAAGCUGCUUUCCAUGUGGGCUAGCUUGGUCUGUUGAUGCGUGCAUGGUUUCGUCCUCUCUUUGUCUCAUGCUUUGAUCAUGGCUUCCUGCAUGAUAAAACCUCUCCCUGACCGGACUGUUUUCCUGCUUCUUGGCUGGGGGUGUUAAAAAGAUCACCUCAAGGUCACCCACCACGCACACACCAUUCUCCUUGUAGGCGUUUUAUUAGGAAACGCUUUCCUUUCCAUUUUAGUAGGCAAGCUUGAAGUCUGAGAGCUUCUUGCAUAUGCUGGAUACUUGAAGCUUGGUUCUUGCUGCUGUGUUCCUCUCUUGGCCUCUCUGCACUUUCAGGUUGCUCCCUAGGAGACCGACUACCAGGAGGCAGUGGCAGUUGGCGUUUUAAUAGGCUGUCAAUGUUCGCUCCAUGAUUUGGUAAGGUCCUUUUUAAUUCAGUACGACGUUUGACACCUUCCAUUCCAAUCCUGAAGAUGACCGGCGACACAUCUUAUCAGCAGUUUGGAGUGGACGCCAUGAUGAGCAGCUGCUUCGUCAGUGGCCGCGGCAGCGGCAGCAGCGUGUUCGGCGCCGAAAUAGAGAUGUUCCACGUCCAGGAGUACAGGCCGCAAGAUGGCAGCUUCGGCUUCGACGAACCGGCACCGGCAGCCGUGGGCACGCAUUUCUUGGCGGACGACGGUGCGGUGCUCGCCGGCCAGCUGCAGCUGGUGUGCGCCGCUACCCCACAGAGCUUGUCGCCGGAGGAGACGCGCUUCGCCUACAGCGUCGCCAGCGAGAGCACUGGCGCGGCGCGUUCCGUGCUCCCCGCCGCCUCGGUGGACUACCGGUACGGUCAGUCAUCGUCAGAUGUCACCGUUGCUCACCCGCCGCAGCGCAGCUGGAUCCAUGAUCCAUACUACGCGACAUGGCUCUCCGGCGACGCCUUCCCGGACCUGUCCUCGGAAGUGAGCUGCUCUGGCUUGACCCAUGCAAGCAACAGAGCCGACCACGACCUGUUCCAGCCUCCUUACGGUGGCGGCGGCGACGACGAGCUGGGGCGAGCGUGCCGGCAGAUGGCGCGUGCCGGGCCCCUGCACUUCUCGCAGGUCCUGUCGCGGUCAGGGUACGCGCACAUCGUGCAGCAGACGCUGGACGAGUUCGUCGGCUGCCUGCUGCAAGACGUGGCCGGGAUCACCGGAUUGGUCGUCGGCGAGGCGAGCUGCUCGCUGCCCUCGUCAAGCUGCUCCAAGACGACGUCAUCGAACCCGUCGAUGUUUCUCAGCUCGGAAGAGCAUCCGCAUCAGAAGCUGAGGAGCGAUCUCCUCAGACUGCUACAGCUGAUGGACCAACGGUGCAACCAGUGCCAGGACGAGAUGCAGAACGCGGCGUCGAAAUACGGCAGCAUGGUGCGUCCGGGCCGCGUCCUCUCGGCGCCGUUCGCGCACGGUGCGGUGUCCGCGACGCACCGGAGGCUCCGGGCUCGGGUCACGGGCGAGAUUGCGGCGGCGACGCAGACGCAGAGGGGCCGGGAGCCGUCGUCGGUGUCGCUGUCUGACAGGGAGAGGAGCUGGGAGUCGGCCUUCAUUGAGAAGCACUGGGCGCUGCGGCAGCUCAGGAAGGGCGACCAGCAGUCGUGGCGGCCGCAGCGCGGCUUGCCGGAGAAGUCUGUCGCCGUCCUCAAGGCCUGGAUGUUUGAGAACUUCCUCCGCCCGUACCCGAAAGACAGCGAGAAGGAGAUGCUGGCGGCGAGGAGUGGCCUGAGCAGGAGCCAGGUCUCCAACUGGUUCAUCAACGCUCGCGUCCGGCUAUGGAAGCCGAUGAUAGAGGAGAUGUGCGAGGACCUCAAGAAGGCCUCCGGAGGCGGCGAGGGUGUGCCUGCCUGAACAUCUGAGACCAAAGGAUGCAAGCUAUAAUACGAUGUCUCCAACUUUCAGAUUGGAACUGUGUAAAAUUUCAGCAUUCAUUGCUCCGGGAGCUUCUGUACAAGCAUUGUUGUCACUCGGCAGCCACUUAGGAGCUCAUCCCCAUCGUCUCUUGUCAUCUAUGUAACCUGUAAUUCACCUUGCGUAAAUAUAAUUGCCAAUGCCUGCAAUUUGCAAUAGACACUCUCUGCCU